UUGUCAUCAUGUCUGGAUCACGGGUUGCUAUGUCUGAUGUUGCUUGGCUGUUGUUGCUUUUUCUCUACGGAUGCAGUGUACUAUUUUGUUAGUUUGUACACUGCUACUAUGUUCUGAACUCACGGGUUGUACUUUGUUUCUACACUACUUUCAUGUCACGGGUUAUGUAACAAACAAGCAUAUAUUAAUAUGCUCUCUUCAUGUAUGUUUCUAAAUGAGAACUCAACUUCUUCUCAUUGUUUUUCUGAAUCAUCAUAUAUAUUUCCUCUUGUAUUUCAUUCGCACUUGAUCUACUACAAACGAAGAACAGAAGAGCACUUGAACAUUUCCUCUUGUAUUUCAUUUCCAAAGAGUAAUCGGGGAACAAUGUCAAGCUCCUCAAAUGAUGAAGUAUAUGAAGUAUUUGAAGAAAUGGUCGACGAACAAAUUGAUGAUUUCAUGGACUCCGUUAUUGCCAACGACCCGAAGAGACGAGGGUAUAUCGAAAGAGAUCGGGAACAAGGACACAAUCAACUAUGGCACGACUAUUUUAGCGAAAAUCCAACCUACCCACCGGAAAUGUUUAGGCGGUGUUUUCGAAUGAACAAACCUUUGUUCCUUCGCAUUGUCGAACGCCUAAAUAAUGAAGUUCCAUACUUUCAGCAACGAAGAAAUGGUCACGGAAGGUGCGGCCUAUCUGCACUUCAAAAAUGCACUUCAGCGAUACGAAUGUUGGCAUAUGGUAAAGCCGGAGAUGCGAAUGACGAAUAUCUCCGACUUGCGGCAAGUACUGCACUUUUAUGUUUGGAAAAUUUCACGGAUGCGAUAAUACUAUUGUUUGGAGGUGAGUAUCUAAGAAGACCUACACCAGAAGAUCUUCAAAGACUACUUGACGCUGGAGAGGCACGCGGGUUUCCGGAUAUGAUAGGCAGCAUCGAUUGUAUGCAUUGGGAGUGGAAAAACUGCCCAACGGCUUGGAAAGGUCAGUACACACGUGGUUCAGGAAAGCCGACAAUCGUCUUAGAAGCUGUGGCAUCACAAGAUCUUUGGAUAUGGCACUCAUUUUUCGGAUUACCAGGUACCCUCAACGAUAUCAAUGUUCUUGAUCGGUCACCAGUUUUUGAUGACAUUUUACAAGGUCGAGCCCCUAAAGUUAAGUUCAAGGUCAACAACCACACUUAUCGUAUGGCCUACUAUCUUACCGACGGAAUUUAUCCUAAUUGGGCAACAUUUAUCCAAUCCAUCAAACUCCCUCAAGGUCCAAAAGCAGAGUUAUUUGCUGAACGUCAAGAAUCCACCAGAAAAGAUGUCGAACGGGCUUUUGGAGUAUUGCAAUCGAGGUUUGCAAUUGUUAAGAACCCAGCUCUACUAUGGGACAAGGAGAAGAUAGGAAAGAUAAUGAGAACUUGUGUCAUAUUGCACAAUAUGAUAGUGGAGGACGAGCGACACGGAUACAUUCAAAUUGAUACAUCUGAGUUCGAGUCUGGACAGUCUAGUCGAAGUUCGAAGGUGAAAAGUAGAGAAAGUGUCAAUGUCCCUAUGCUUACCAUUCGCAAUCAAAUUCGAGAUCCACAUUUACAUGAGCGUUUGAAAGCUGAUUUAGUUGAAAAUGUUUGGGAAAAAUAUGGUAAUCAUGAUGAAUAAUCUUU
Brassica napus (rape) is the source of this 1628-nucleotide messenger RNA. RefSeq lists its product as uncharacterized. NCBI's taxonomy places the organism in Eukaryota, Viridiplantae, Streptophyta, Magnoliopsida, Brassicales, Brassicaceae. The record is from RefSeq and is a predicted model, not a curated record. The transcript is spliced from 2 exons. Bases 190 to 1623 code for a protein of 477 amino acids.